This is a messenger RNA of Eupeodes corollae, 8743 nucleotides long. Its product is annotated as phospholipid-transporting ATPase VD. The coding region runs from base 843 to 5354 and encodes 1503 amino acids. Gene Ontology annotation, cellular component: plasma membrane. NCBI's taxonomy places the organism in Eukaryota, Metazoa, Arthropoda, Insecta, Diptera, Syrphidae. Gene Ontology annotation, biological process: phospholipid translocation. The transcript has 17 exons. The record is from RefSeq and is a predicted model, not a curated record. Gene Ontology annotation, molecular function: ATP binding; ATPase-coupled intramembrane lipid carrier activity; ATP hydrolysis activity.
UUGUGGUUUCGCUUAUCGUUUGUUGGUUUCAUAGUUCUUGUAUUCUUGUAUUUAUGCUUGGCGACCUUGGCGUUAAAAAUGUUUAAUUAAUUAUGAAAAUUGAUUUUUUUGUGUUUUAAUUUCCUUUGGACAAUUAAUGAUUUCAACAUAAAUUUCUGCAGCAAACUCUAAUUUUAAACAUUUAAAAGUUCUUGAACCUGGACAAGUUUUCUUAAAAAAGAAGUGAAAAAAAACUUGGUUGACGUGUAAUGCCAAGAUAGAAAGAAGUUCGCUGCCAUUUAUGGCUGGUUGCUGGUGCCUCAAAUUAAAUUUAUUUAAGCAAUGAAUCAGACGUUAAGUUAGGUUUGUUACUAUAGAGUCCAAUUAGUUUAAAAUUUUGUACAUAAAAAUACAAAAAACAAAUGAGGUAGUGAAAACAAAAGUGUGUCGUUUAUACAUAAUUCGACGAAUCUUAACAAAUGUUUUGAUUUUGUGUUAAUUAGCUCACGUUGCUAUUUAUUGCAUCUAAUGGCAUCCGAAUUGACAAACCAGGAACAAACUUAUACGAGUUUUGCAUAUUUGUGAACCUGAAGCUUUCUCAUGACAAAAAAGAACUUGGAUUUAUUCUCAGCUACGUGUAAAACUAUAAAAUCUAGGUUGCCUUUUUUGAAUAUCGAUUGCUUGAUAAGAUUGAAUACAACUAUAACUAAAAGUGCCUUUUACGCAUCCAAACUUAAGUGAAGCCUUAUUUAAGUUUUUAUAUAGAAAAUGUUUUUACAAACUCCUAGGUUAAUUCAUUAUAAUUAACACACACACAAAUAUUUUAUAAUUAUAAUAGUUCAAUUCAAUCGUUUCUUGUCAUAAUGUCGAAUCCGGAGGAGUUAUGCAAGAAGCUCACUGCUGUACAACAAAAGUCAGCUCCACCAACAUUUCGUUCACCUGGUCAUCCAAUAGUAAACACCAACGUAUCACUACCUCCAAUUGUAGGUGCCUCAAAUCGAAACGCAUCGGUUUCAUCUGUUCCACAGUCUCAUAUAAGCGCGUUAGAACCGGAACGAACUUAUGUUUUUCCAGCAACAGGAACGGGAAAUUUAGCUGGUAAUAAAGUUGAUGGAAUAACCGGCGUUGUUCACGUCGAAGGCGGCAAUAGACAAUCAUUAUUAGGAGUUGGUGGAGCAUCCAAUCGUGGACACUCUCGGUCUGUGAGCCAUGGAGGUGGUUCAAUUCUAACUCCGAGUGGUAGACCGCUGAAAUCAGCAAUUAAAGGCCAUCAGAGAGCGUUUUCUCAAGGCCAGAUUGCCGAUUCACCCAAUACGAUUAUAACACGAGGUCACAGCCGUGUUGGAUCGAAAACAGAUUUUAUUCUCCCGCCCGGUCAUAAGGAUGAAACAGGAAAUCGUCCCUUUGGACCUUCUGCCCCUUCGUCUGCACAUGGAGGACAUUCUAGACAAGCUUCCCGCUCAGAAUCUAUUUACACAUUGAGGCGUACGGAAGCACCUUCAUGGUGGAAAAAACUGGGAAUGUGUUCUAAUGACAAGUUUGAAGAGCGUAACUAUCGUAUAGUUGUUUGUAAUCAUACAGUGCCAGCAAAAACUCCUAAACGAGAUCAUCCAAAUGGUCUCUAUGUGGGUAAUAAAAUACGGACCACUAAAUAUACAUUUUUGUCAUUUAUACCGAAAAAUUUACUGGAGCAAUUUCAUCGUGUGGCGAAUUUAUAUUUCAUUUUCAUUGUUUUACUUAAUUGGUUUCCGUCAAUAAAUGCGUUUGGCAAAGAAGUUGCAAUGAUACCAGUACUUUUUGUACUUGGAGUGACUGCGAUUAAAGAUUUAUUUGAAGAUAGAAGAAGAAGACACUCUGAUAAGAGAAUAAAUAAUACUACUUGCAGAGUUUAUGAUGGAGAAUCUGAAAGGUACAAAAAAAUCAAGUGGCAAGACGUUACCGUUGGUGAUAUUGUUCAUUUAUCCAACAAUGAAACAGUCCCUGCAGACAUUUUACUUCUAAGAACAAGUAAUCCACAUGGAGUUUGUUACAUUGACACCUGUGAUCUGGAUGGUGAAACUAAUUUAAAAAGGCGUGAGGUUGUGCGAGGAUUUACAGAUAAACAACUAUUAUUUUCACCCAGUAAAUUUGUAAGUCGUGUGGAAGCAGAUGCUCCAACAACAAAAUUGUAUCGAUUCCAUGGUGCGCUAAUUCAUCCGUCUGGCGAAAGGAUUCCAAUAUCUACGGAGAAUCUUUUGCUUCGUGAGAGUAGAUUAAAGAAUACGGAUUACAUUGAGGGUUUCGUUGUUUACGCUGGUCACGAAACCAAAUCUAUGCUUAACAAUAGCGGCCCUAGGUAUAAGAGAUCUCAAGUAGAGCAGCAAAUGAACAUAGAUGUUAUAUGGUGUGUCAUUAUUUUAUUAAUUCUGUGUGUUAUUGGUGCUGUAGGAUGUAAAAUGUGGCUUAGCUGUUUUAAAAAGUUCCCAGUGCCUUAUUUGCCAUUUGAAGUUGAUCCAGACUACGAAGGCCUACUUACAUUUUGGACUUACAUUAUUAUAUUACAAGUUAUGAUCCCACUUUCAUUAUACGUUACUAUUGAAGUGUGCAAAAUACUUCAGGUUUAUCAUAUCCAUAAUAAUAUUGAUCUUUUUGAUCAUGACACUAACAAAAAGACUGAAUGCCGCGCCAUGAACAUAACCGAAGAACUCGGACAGGUUCAACAUAUAUUUUCGGAUAAAACCGGAACUUUGACAGAAAAUAAAAUGAUAUUUCGCCGAUGCACCAUUAACGGUAAUGAUUAUAAUCAUCCAGCAUCCGAAUCUGAGAAACGUUGUACAAAACCCGAUUCUCCGGUUCCACCGCUAACGCCGAAUACUAAUCUUUUAGAAGACAUGGAACAUUUAAUCACCGGUCAGUAUUUCUCAUCAAAUGCUCAACGUAUUCAUGAGUUUCUUCUGGUGUUGGCCAUAUGUAAUACUGUUGUUGUAAGCGCAAGACCACAUCGGGAUAUGAUGAAUGCUAGUGGAGUUAUCGAAGUGCACCAGCAAACUGAGGAAUCUACAUCAACGCCAAAAAUUUUAUCAAGUUCGAAUAAUUCUAUAAAAAGCCCAAUUCUGCCAAAAGGACCACCUAUGGCAAUUUCUGCAGAUCGCUAUACUAGACUCCAAGAGUCACGUUCCAUUACACCGUCCCCACCGCCAAGCUUAUCAUUUACAUUACCAACUCAAAAUCACAUUCCUUCACUUUCGCCUAUAAGUAGCUCUGCAGAAUCAACACCAACAUCUGAUAGCCCACCAAUGAAAAUGAAAUAUAACCCGAACUGUCUUUCACCAACUGGUCGGGCCAAAGAAGUUAUCAACAACAAAUUCAAAACGUUUACUUCAUUCCUAAAUACAAAAACCCCAGUUAAACGCCUUGCAAAUAAAUUAAAACAACCUAAGGCUCAAACAGAAUUGCGCUUGGAAAAUACGCGACCCAUGUAUGAGGCUGAAAGCCCCGAUGAGUUGGCCUUGGUUAACGCAGCAUACAGCUACGAUUGUUGUUUAAUUAACCGAAGUCCUAACCACAUAUUAGUUAGUGUACCUGGAUCAGGAGUCAUAGAAUAUGAAGUCCUAAAAGUUCUUCCAUUCGACUCAAGCAGAAAGUGUAUGUCAAUCGUUGUACGACGAACAGGUGCACAAGAGAUCGUCCUUUACUGCAAGGGUGCUGACAGUACGAUUUUUCCCGUUUUAUCGGCAUGCGCUCCACACUCUGUUGAAUCUAUCGUCAAAGAGAAAACACAACAACAGCUUGAUACGUAUGCUCGCCAAGGUCUGAGAAUACUUGUAAUGGCAAAGAGGAAUCUAAAUGCUGCCGAGUACACCGAUUGGUGGGCGAGACACCAAGAAAUAGAAAUGUCUCUUGAAAAUCGCGAACGCAGACUUCGAGAAUCGUUUGCAAAGUUAGAAACUAAUUUAACUCUGCUAGGGGCAACUGGAAUAGAAGAUCGUUUGCAAGAUGGUGUCCCUGAAACUAUAUCGGCUCUUCUAUCGGCAGGAAUUGCUGUGUGGGUACUUACUGGUGAUAAACCAGAAACGGCCAUAAAUGUCGCAUACUCAGCUAAGCUUUUUAGUUCACAAAUGGAAAUAAUUAGACUGAAUGCUCGAUCGAGGGAUGCCGCAGAAUCUGCAAUUAUGUUUUAUCUUUCUGAGAUAGAGACAACGAGAGCGAAUAACUAUGAAAUGAAUACACGCCUUAAACCAAGAGCUCUUGUAGUAGAUGGCAAAACACUGACGUUUAUUUUGGAUUUAAGGGCGAAUUUGACAAGAUCGUUUUUGAAGCUUGCCAAAAACUGUACUUCGGUGCUGUGCUGCAGAUCAACGCCGCUGCAAAAAGCGUUUUUGGUUAAAGUUGUUAAAGAUGAAUUACAUAUCUCUACUUUGGCAAUUGGAGAUGGAGCAAAUGAUGUAUCAAUGAUUCAGAUGGCAGAUGUUGGCAUCGGUAUAUCCGGCCAAGAAGGCAUGCAAGCUGUUAUGGCUGCAGAUUUUACUUUGGCAAGAUUUAAAUACUUAGAAAGUCUGUUGCUUACCCAUGGAUAUUGGUGUUACGAUCGUUUAGCAAGGAUGAUUUUAUAUUUCUUUUACAAAAAUGCAGCGUUCGUAUUUCUCCUGUUCUGGUUUCAACUUUUCUGCGGGUUUUCUGGCUCCGUGAUGAUCGAUCAAAUGUAUUUGAUGUUAUAUAAUUUGAUAUUUACGUCCUUACCUCCCUUGGCCAUUGGAGUGUACGAUAAAAGAGUUCCUGAGGAAUUGCUUAUCAGUCAUCCAUAUCUUUACAAACAUGGACGUUUGGGAAAUGCAUAUAGGCCACAUGAUUUUUGGAUUGUGCUUCUAGAUGCUUUAUAUCAAAGCUUAGUUAUAUUUUUUACGGCUCAAAGCGCUUAUUGGGACAGUGAUGUAGGCAUUUGGGAAUUUGGCACAACCAUUACAGCAUCUUGCCUUUUCACAAACUUAAUACAUGGAGCUAUUGAAAUACGAUCGUGGACAAUUCUUCAUGUGUUAUCCAUGGUAAUGAGUUUAGGAUCAUUUUAUAUUUUCUCUUUUGUGUACAAUUCAUUAUGUGUCAACUGUUUUGGCUUGCCAUCGAGUUAUUGGGUAAUAUUCCGUUGUAUGAGUACUUCGAUUCACUGGCUGGUUAUAUUGUUAUCAUCUGUAGUAAGCAUACUGCCAAGAUUGUUUUUUAUUACAAUGAAGACAUCACUAUGCCCGGACGUUGGAACAAAUGUAUUAAUGCAAAGUAAAAAAGCUCAAAGAAGAGGUGAGGAAUUGUUAGUUACUUGGUCAAGAUCGACAUCUGCUUCAUCGAUAUAUAGAAUCCCCAAUAUUGGGACUAAGAAUCAGAUUAUAACAUCAAUUACGUGAACAUCAAAAGCAAAGAAAAGCUAAUCAUAGCAACGUAUUUUCACUUCUAUUAAAUCCCAUAAUGAGACGACUUUAACACUCACACUUGGCGAAUGAGCAAAAAGUUUUAUGGACAAAAAGUAUGGACACUGCACAACUGCACAAUUAAGACGUAAGACGUUUCGUAAUCUCACCACAUAAAUGUUGGAUUUAACUGCGUCCUAGGAAAAAAUUAUACCCACUUCUAGCAAGCAAAAUUUUGAUUGAGUUACAAGUAAGAUAAUGCAGUUGAAAAUUAAAAAUGUAUUUAAAUAUGUAAAUAGAAUUCACGAAAAGAUAACAACACAUUGCUUAAAAAUCAAAACGAAAAAAAAAAAAACAAAAAAAAACUCAGGUUGAAUGGUGCAGUUCGGAGGAGACUUUGCCUACGAAAGGCGGUGUAGUAUGAAAAGGUCUUGACAUUAAUUCAGAACGUACACAUUGAUCUGGAAAUCAAGUACUUUCGAAUGUAAGGAAUAGAAUGGGGACGGUUUAAAUAGGGACAAGUUGACUCCACCAACAUAUCGGAAACUAACUACAGCACUGUCUUUAUAGGAAAAAGUCUUUUUCAAUAACUGACCGCGAAAAAGAUGUGAAGGUAUUACUAAGUAUGUAAAUUUGAUUUGUUAUAAUGCUACUACAUGAAACAACAUUCUUUUUACCAAGACCAAUAAUAAUAGUUUACAUACCUUAUUCGUAACUUCUAAGAAAUUGUAAAUUAUUUAUCUAAUUUAUAAUGUAUAAUAAUUUAUUUUUUUUAAGUCUAAGUUUAUUUUAAAUGUAAGUAAAUUAGAUUGUUAUAUCAGUGGCCUUAAUAGAAAAAAAUACUAGAGCAAAUUCUUAAAUAGACCAAUUAAUAAAUAGACAAUUUUUUAAUCAAAUAAUGUUGCAGAAAUAACAACUUGUUUCAAAUAAUAUUUGUUAAAUUUCAAAUGAGUAGUUUUAGACAGCCUCCAACUUUUAAAAAAUAUUUUCUAUUAAAAUUAUUUCCUUAUUGUUGUGUUUCUCUUUAAAAUACGUUAGAAUGAUUAUUUUUUAAUUUAAAAUUCCGAAUUUUUUAAAAUCUCCUUAAAUUCAAAUCCUUAACUCAGUACUUGAAUUGGUCUUAGCACAUAUUUUGAAUGCGUAAUAAAGUUAUGACUGUGGGACAGUUCAAAAACACAAUCUUUUUGUAGGACCAAACACGUUUUAAUGUAACUCAAUUAGCUGACGAGAGCAUUUCGAUUUGCCGCUGAAUAAAAUGCUUUAGAUCUCUACUACUAACUUCUCAAUUUCCUCUACUGCUACUUUUUUCUACUCUUUGAUAAGAAUCUCUCAAAAAACUUGAACUUUCAGUCACUAUAAAAGGAUACUAAGCAAAAUUUUCAUAAAAAAGAGUUUUUACAUUCCUUCAUUAUAAAAUUUGAAAAAUAUUUUUAAAAAAAUAUAAAAUGAAUCUCCAGGAACCUGUAAUUUUCAGUGUCUUGAAGUCAUAUUAAUUGAGAAUUUUACCUUCCAAAGUCUUUUACGGUUGGAUUUUGUAAAUAUUCUAUUCCUAUGAAAUAUGAACGAUUUUACCUUUUCCACCUUUUUUUUUGUGAAUAUCGAGAAACUAUUAAUGUCCAAGGGAGAUAGAGCUGAGUUUAAAAUAUCAGCCUUGUUGAUUAUUUAACUAACGUUGAAUUCUUUGCAUCCCCGUUUACCAAUGUAAACAGUCCUUUGAGAAAAAAAAGCGAAAGAAUCUCGGAUCAGUUCCCUUUCUUCUUGUAAAAUGGUAACCAAUUGCUAAUUAAAAAACAUAAUCAUUAAGUUCGACAUAAAUGCGCAAUAUUUACUUUUUCUUCAGCAUAAAACGUCUCAUGACUUCUUCUAUUGAACUUAAGCAUUAAAAUAUCGUUUUGGUAAUUGGGCUCACAAGGUAUACAAGAGUACAUUUUCGCGUAAAGUACUGUUCAAUAUAAUCAGGUAUACAAUAAAGUAUGGUUUACAUGGUUGUUAAUAAUUGACUAUAUUUUUUUAAGGAGAAGUUUUAUUUUUAUUGUAUUUUUAAAAUAUUUGAAUAUAAUUGAAAUAAACACGACUUUGAUAAGAAAUUCAAACUCAUCCCUUUUUUAUUUGGCUAAUCAUUCCUUAAUCAAGAAAUAAUUCAACUGCCUUCGACCAAUAGGAAAAGAUAAAAAAUACAAAACUAAAAAUGGAAGGGAUAUACAUAUAUGUGUGUAAGAAAAUCAAGGGACUUGGGGUAAUGUCAAUACUGGAAUAAAAACGCAAUUAAAAAGUAUGAGGUUAAAAUAAUGCAUGUGUUUCUUUUCAAACAAAAGAUUUUUAACUUGUUUUGUUUUAUUAUACCCACGGCGGCCUUAUUAUUGUUUUUACUAUGUUCCAUAAAAAAAUAAAUAUGUUAAUAAAUAUAUCACUGCGAAAUUUCACAUUACAUUAUAACAAGAAGAAGUCUUUGUUUCAUAUUAUGAAGUAGAAUAAUAAAGUUUGAGGCGUUCUAUCCUUCGCCCUUCUCCAAAUUUUAUUUUUGAAGAACAAUAAAGUACAAUUUGCUACAAAAUCUAAUUAACAAUAAAAUAAUUUAUUUUAUAUAACAAAUAUAGUACCGCCUUGAAAACCAUUUCUUAGUUUAGAUAUGUACACAUGAAUCUUUUAUUUUUGUGGUUUUAGUUUCCUACUGAUCAAAACUUUGGGUUGUAAUAUUUAAAAAACAAAUUUAAGGCCAUUACAAAAAAAAGAUGAAGUGCUUCUUCCUAUGUUGAAUACUUUUAGAUAAAAAUGAAUGAGCGAAAUAUUGAAUAUAUUAAGUAUAAACUUUGUUGUUAAAACGUAUUUGUUUCAAAUUAAUUGUUAACUUUCGCUUUCAUUAAUAACAAAUUAAACUAGUAACUCAAAAAUGCAUAGUGCUAUUAAAAUAUUAAAAUAUAAAAAACAAAAACAAAUUAAGAAAGAAAUUCGGUAUUAAAUUGGUAUUGUAUAUUUUCACAAGUAUUUAAGAAUCAAAACCUUAAAAUAAUAAAAAAUGAAGCACUACUUAUGUACGUUUGUAUGCAUUCUGGACACAAUUUAAGAGAAAACUUACUAUUUAAAUUUAUAAUUAUAUCUAUUAUAAUAUAUCUAUAAAAAUCCAAUAUAACAUUAAGAAAAUAUGGCUGUGAUGGUUGUCAAAACAAUUUAUUUAUGGUAGUUCUUGAAUUUACAUUAUUUAUGUUUGUUCUAAAACUUAGAAUAUUUCAAAUACAUAUUUGAUAAGAAUGCUUUUUAAGUACUUUAAGAAGAGCUAUGAACUAAUUGUCAUUUGAUGAUUAACUGCAUUGAGUAAUUAAGCUGUAAAUCAAAAUAUUAUAUUGUUAAACUAAUGAAAAUAAAUUUAUUUUCCUAAUAUAGCAAGA